Molecule: messenger RNA, 977 nt
Organism: Xenia sp. Carnegie-2017
Lineage: Eukaryota; Metazoa; Cnidaria; Anthozoa; Malacalcyonacea; Xeniidae
Exons: 1
Coding region: 66-701 (211 amino acids)
Source: RefSeq, a predicted model, not a curated record
AAGUUAUAUCAUUGUGAAAACGUUAUUCUUAAGUCACUACUAACAAUUAGGUUUAAAUUAAAGCGAUGGCCGAGAGUGAAUCUAAAUAUUCUGAAUUACUGACGAAUGAUUUUGCAAAAUGGUUUUGGGAUGGGACUAACGGAAAUGAGUUAGUCCAACAUCUAAAUUAUUAUGCUCGCCAAAGUGGUUUGUCGGAUCUCAUUCGCCGAGAGAAAAAUCCUCCCGUUGUGUAUGCCAUAGUAGUGAACAAUUAUCAUUUUCCAAAGGACGUUGACCUGAAGUUAGUUAAUGUUGGAUUUACUCAACAGAGUACGAAACAGAAUACUAGGAAUCGAAUGGAGCAAUUAAUAGAGGAAAUUGAGUCGGAGAUUAAAAAAAAGGAAAAAAAAGCACGUGCCUCAACGUUAUUUGCAUUUAAAGUCGCUAGCGUUGACACCACAUCCCUUCACCAGACGGGCGAUCGAAUAAGAAAAAAGUUUGGUUAUCCAGUAAAGAAAGAAAAAGCAGAGAGUCUUAAGCUACCUGUACCUACAAAGUGGGUCCUGACCACCCAGGAACGCAUUGACCGGAUCGUAGGUUUGAAGAAAAAAUUUUAUGCGAGUGAAAGUUUCAAUGAUGUGAUAGAUAUUUUUAAGGAUCCUCUACUGAAACGACGUUUUGAGGUACACGAACAGUAUAAAGGUUGGGUACAAGAUGAAUAGCUAACGAAGAAAACUUAGAAGAGCGAAAAAUGAACUGAAUAAGUAUCAUGAAUGAACAAAUAGACUGUCAGUAAGCGUGGCUCGCUCGCUUGUUUUUAGUCCUUGUCAACGAGUGGAUAAUGAAAGUCGUACAAACGAACCAACCAAAGUAAUCUUUUUAUUAAACGACAUUGCAUUUUAGAUUAUAGUGAACUUAGUCGGUGAAGUGAUGGACACAAUUCAUGUGUUUUAUUUCUUUUUUCUGUCGUGUGGAAGCGUAAUAAACUUGCUAAAUUG